AUGAACGUGGCGUUUGUGGUUAACGGUGGUAAGGAGCUUGUGAUGCCGCGGUUUGAUAAUGUUUUGAAUGGGUGUACUGCGAAGAGAACGAUUACACUCGCUGAACAGCUUGUAAGCAAGGGGAUGCUCAUAAGUGUGAGAGUUAUGGAUAUGACAGUCGAAGAUGAAAAGAAAGGUGAUGAGAUGAUGCUUCUUGGAAGCGGAGUUCUCGUCAAACCUGUGAUUCAAUGGGAUGAAGAAGUUAUUGCUGAUGACAUGAGUUCUGGUCCACCUUCUGUUCGUGUGCUUGUUCCAUACUGA
Molecule: messenger RNA, 300 nt
Organism: Brassica oleracea var. oleracea
Lineage: Eukaryota; Viridiplantae; Streptophyta; Magnoliopsida; Brassicales; Brassicaceae
Product: D-amino-acid transaminase, chloroplastic-like
Exons: 2
Coding region: 1-300 (99 amino acids)
Biological process (GO): carboxylic acid metabolic process
Molecular function (GO): catalytic activity
Source: RefSeq, a predicted model, not a curated record